Molecule: messenger RNA, 2912 nt
Organism: Oncorhynchus kisutch (coho salmon)
Lineage: Eukaryota; Metazoa; Chordata; Actinopteri; Salmoniformes; Salmonidae
Gene: rab3il1
Product: RAB3A interacting protein (rabin3)-like 1
Exons: 12
Coding region: 118-1662 (514 amino acids)
Biological process (GO): exocytosis
Cellular component (GO): Golgi to plasma membrane transport vesicle
Molecular function (GO): guanyl-nucleotide exchange factor activity
Source: RefSeq, a predicted model, not a curated record
UAGAAGAUAGAAGAAGGUGGAAGAACUCGUCCCUUAAUCAUGAUUUCACAGAAGCCAUAACCUUCACAGUAACUGAAGUGAAGUUAAACUGCAGAUGGAUUAGUGCCCCUGGAAAACAUGGAUGCGUUUGAGGGUCUCCACAGUGUCCGGCUGUCCUUCUCUCCACCCCUCGCCUCUGUCACCAAUCCAGGGUAUGAGGUUCUAGUAUCAGCCAGAUCUGGUAUCCAGGUAUACUCCAACACCACGUUCUAUGGUAAACCCAGUGUUCUAGAGCAGGCUCAGAAGAGAGGGAGAGCCAAAUAUCACUCCUACCGAGAGGAGACUAAAGAAGAGAGGUGUGAGGUUGGAAGGUUGGUAGACCUGGAGCCAGGUCCAAUCCCCAGGGUGGAGGGUGGAGGGCAGGGUGACCCCAGGCCCACCAGGCCCCAGGAGCAGGGUACCCAGGCCAGGGACAGAGAGGACAGCAGGCUGGAGCGUGCUGCCCAGCUGGAGGGUGCCCGGGGCGGGGAGCAUGAAGACAAUGUGUCCCGCCUCCGGAGCUCUUCCCUGGAGAUCAGGGAGAAGGGAUCAGAGAUCCUCAGAGAGCAGCUAGAUGCUGCACAGAAGGAGCUGAAGCUGAAGGAUAAGGAGUGUGAGCGUCUGUCACAGAUCCGGGAUCAACUAGAGCAGGAGUUGGAGGAGCUAACUGCCAGUCUGUUUGAGGAAGCUCACAGGAUGGUGCGUGAAGCCAACGUGAAACAAGCGACAGCAGAGAAACAGCUGAAGGAGGCUCAGGGAAAGAGUGAUGUUCUGCAGGCGGAGGUGUCAGCCCUGAAGACCAUGGUCCUGACCUCCACCCCGUCUUCCCCUAACCGCCGGGCCCACCCUCAGCUCCUCUCCCCGGGCACUAGGUCCAGGGGUGCCAGCCCCCACCAUGGAGGGGGACACGCACGCAACAAGAGUGCCAGUGGUGCCCUCCCAUUGGCCCCUGGUGGGCACUCAGACCUGCCCUCUGACCUGCAACCAGUCAGAGAGGACAAAGAGCCUACUGUUCCUGUGCUCCUCUUGCUGAUUCUAUGUCUGGUUCCAGGUCACUCUGUCUCUGUGACCUAUGAACCCUACUGGGCAGAGCAGGGGGAGAGGCCACGGUCUCUCAGCCGCCAGAUGGACAGCAUUCUGUAUGCAGAGUUCUUGACCUGGAAAAACAGACCUAGUCUGGACAGAAGUUCAGCCUUCCUGGUGCGGAUAUACAGGGAGGACAUCGGCCCCUGCCUCUCCUUCACACGAUCUGAGUUGUCUCAGUCAGUCCAGAGUGCAGUGGAGAACAACUCUCUAACCAUCGAGCCGGUGGCCAUGUCAGCUUUAUCCAUGGUCAGAGCCAACGCCAUAGAGUGUGGCGGGCCCAAUGGCUUGAAGGCAGCAGUAGAGAUGAAGUGUGCGUUGAGCGGCAUAUCCCGGUCCUGUAAGCACCAAAUCAAACUGGGUGACGAAGAGAGUUACUACUAUAUCUCACCCUCCAGCAGGGCACGGAUCACAGCCGUGUGUAACUUCUUUACCUAUAUCCGCUAUAUCCAGCAGGGCCUGGUCAGACAUGAUGCGGAACAGAUGUUCUGGGAGGUGACACGUCUACGGAGGGAGAUGACUGUGGCCAAGCUGGGCUUCUACCUCACAGACCAGGAAUAGGAGGACAGAUGGGAGGAGAUGUCACCGUAGACCUAGGUCGUGUUUAUUAGGGCACACCGGAGCAAAACGUUUAAAAAUGUUGUGCAACGGACAAUGAAAAUGAGCUAAUUUCUUCCUCUUCGUGCUCAGUGAACACGGCCCAGGGUUAAAAGACAGGAGUCACCAAUCAACUGUACGAUUUGAGAGUCAGAUCACCUGUACCGGUUUCACACUGUCGGAACAACCCGAACUGAACUGGGCUGGCUUGGUUUGGCUCAGUAGUGUGAGAAGCCCUCAGAAGGACAUGUGGGACACAGAAACCGGAUGGAGGCUUCAGGAGAACUAUGUUGCUCACUUUUCAUUCACACAGUGCCAUAUACCCUCCAGUACUGCGGCAUUACCCCUAGGUGUUGUCUCCUCUCUCCUUAGAACCACCCAUGUCUCCUCUCUCCUUAGAACCACCGUGGUCUCCUCUCACCUUAGAACCACCGUUGUCUCCUCCCUCCUUAGAACCACCGUUGUCUCCUCCCUCCUUAGAACCACCGUUGUCUCCUCUCACUUUAGAACCACCGUUGUCUCACUUUAGAACCACCGUUGUCUCCUCUCUCUUUAGAACCACAGUUGUCUCCUCUCUCUUUAGAACCACAGUUGUCUCCUCUCUCUUUAGAACCACAGUUGUCUCCUCUCUCUUUAGAACCACAGUUGUCUCCUCUCUCCUUAGAACCACUGUUGUCUCCUCUCUCCUUAGAACCACUGUUGUCUCCUCUCUCCUUAGAACCACUGCAGCAAACCAGACCACCUCUUACUUUGCCUUAACCUUGAUAGAUUCUCGCAGUACAUUGUAAAUGCCUUGCAUGGCUUAUACAGAACAUAUGUCUGUAGUUAGAAUGGGUUAUAGAAGGGCAGGGAUUUACUCUGAAAAUAGCUGCAUUUAGGCUGUUUAGUACUAACCAGUUCAGAAAUAGUGUGUACACAUCCUGUUACAUUCAGGUACUUCAGUUAAAUAAAGAAUCAGAUUCACUUUAUUUGCCAAGAACAUUUACACAUACCCAGAUGAAUAGGAGCUGCCACUUUUGUGCUGCGACUUGCAGUUACACGGUACCAGAAAUACAAGUUCCUGAACGAAAUGCCUAUUCAGUCUUCUCAAAUAUCCUCGUCUUCACUCUGGAUGCUGUGACAGUUUUAGCAAUGACUUCUCCUAGAAACAGAGGUUACAGUCAUUUGUUAUUUAACGUAAUGGAAUAAUAAACCAACCAUGGAUGAUUAAGCAA